Acanthosepion pharaonis is the source of this 750-nucleotide messenger RNA. The record is from the annotation of a GenBank genome assembly. Lineage: Eukaryota; Metazoa; Mollusca; Cephalopoda; Sepiida; Sepiidae.
AUGAUGAUAAUCUCUCCUGUGAAAUUCCCUGCCGCUAGUGUGCAACAGUCUUUUAAGAGAGAUACAUGGUCUUCUAUUCGAGCUCACUUUCUGAAGGAAAUGAUACAAUUGUUCAUAUCUAUCUAUCUAUCUAUCUAUCUAUCUAUCUAUCUAUCUAUCUAUCUAUCUAUCUUUUUUGCACAAGGAUGUAGUUCAGUGAAGAGCCCGCGUCUGUCCCUUACAUGCAACAGAAACUUAUCAACUACUAACAGUGAGCUUUGCAGCAUCAAACAAUUCGCCAAACAAAUUCACGCCGUUCAAAUCUUUGAAGAAGUUUCUAAAUUUUCUUUUUCGGUUUUUAUAUUUAUUUUUCGUAUUCUAUUCCCCCCUCCAUCUGUUCUCCUCUUUGUUGUUGUUGUUGUUGUUCUCCUUCUUUUCAUACUUCUUCUUCUUCUUCUUCUUCUUCUUCUUUUCAUGCAUCUUUUUCUCUCUGCUUAUAUUUGUUUCUUAAUUUUAUUUUUCUUCUUCUUCUUUUCCUACAUUUUCAAACUUCAUUCUCUUCUUCGUCUUGAAUAUCCUUCUUUUCUUUUCCUAUUUCUUUUUUCUUCUUCUUUUUCUUUUUUUCUUCUUCUUUUUCUUUUUUCUUUUUUUUUUCAUUUUUAUACACAAUUUUGUUAUUUUUCGUUUUAUUCUUAUCAGUAUUCUUCUCAUUCUCAUUCUUCCUCCUCCUCCUACCAUUACUACUACUACUACUACUAUGACCAAAAAUGA